Molecule: messenger RNA, 1350 nt
Organism: Eutrema salsugineum
Lineage: Eukaryota; Viridiplantae; Streptophyta; Magnoliopsida; Brassicales; Brassicaceae
Exons: 5
Coding region: 281-1309 (342 amino acids)
Source: RefSeq, a predicted model, not a curated record
AAUUUCCAAUGCCGCAUUUUAAUGUUUGAUAAUUCGAUGUUCGUGAAUUUGAAACAACCCAGUUUCAAGUGAACAGUAAAGGAGAAAAACAACGGUCGUGGGCUUCUCUAAUCAUUGCACUUUUUCUCAAACUGAAAUUCUUUAAAAGUUUUUCGUUUUCAAUUCUUGGGAAUAAAAUAUAAUUUUUUUUCCUCUAUCAGAUUGUCUGGAGAAUUCAAUGUCUUUGUGUUCUGUUCCUUUCUGAUCUCUCAUAUCUCUCUCUCUCUCUAUUGAGACAGCCAUGGCCGACGAUCCUUCUUUCCUCCCCAAGGAUAGUUUUGUCUUGAAGCUUCCUAAAAAGUCGUCACUUGUAUUAAGAAUGGUCGUUCUCUUCUUUGUAAUGGUCUGCGCUGUGUACAUUUGCUCGAUUUGUCUUGAGCAAAUCGGAGUCAGUCCCAACUAUGGUUUCUUGAACGUUGAAGUCUUUGAGAGGCCUUGCCCUGAGCCUAACAUUGAACCAUGGGACAUUCCAUUUGUGCAUUACCCUAAACCAAAGACAUAUAACAGGGAUGAAUGUUCUUGCCAACCGGUUAGGUACUUUGCGAUUAUCUCGAUGCAGAGAUCUGGUAGUGGCUGGUUUGAGACUUUACUUAACAAUCAUACUAACAUAAGCUCCAACGGAGAGAUCUUUUCUGUGAAAGAUAGGAGGGCUAAUGUUUCGACCAUUUUUGAGACACUUGACAAAGUCUAUAAUCUAGACUGGUUGAGUAGUGCCUCUAAGAAUGAGUGCACUUCCGCUGUUGGCUUCAAGUGGAUGCUUAAUCAGGGUCUAAUGAAACAUCAUGAAGAAAUAGUAGAUUACUUCAAAACCCGAGGCGUCUCUGCAAUUUUCCUCUUCAGAAGAAACCUAUUGCGGCGCAUGAUAUCAGUACUCUCAAACUCUUAUGACAGAGAUGCUAAGCUAUUAAACGGGACUCACAAGUCUCACGUCCAUUCGCCUAAAGAGGCUGAGAUAUUGGCGGGUUACAAGCCAAUGAUCAACACAACACUUUUGAUAGCAGAGCUGAAUCAGAUUCAAGAAAUGACCUUGAAAGCAUUGGCUUACUUUAAUACCACUCGCCAUAUCCUUCUCUACUAUGAAGAUCUUGUUGAGAACCGCACGAGGCUAGACGAUGUACAAGAGUUUCUAAAGGUCCCAAAACGUGAGUUAAAGAGUCGGCAAGUGAAGAUUCAUCGAGGUUCAUUGUCACAACAUGUACAGAAUUGGGAAGAGGUCCAAACCACAUUAAAAGGAACCAAUUUCGAAAACUUGUUACGCCAAGAUUUUUAAGUUUUGUACAUAUAUCAGAACAACCUUGUAGGAAAAAUUUU